ACUGGUACGCUUACAAAAGGUCAAUUAGAUGUCACACAUUAUGAAAUUAUAAUGAAUAACUUGGAAUUGACAAAAGAAACUUUCUUUGUGAUUGUUGGAGCUGCUGAAUCUUUAAGUGAAUAUCCUCUUGGAAGAUCCAUUGUGAAUUAUGAAAAGAAAUUAUUAGAUCUUGAAACGUAUGAUGUUGACGUUUCGAUUUUAAAGCCAUUGCUGGGUUAG
Molecule: messenger RNA, 219 nt
Organism: Funneliformis caledonium
Lineage: Eukaryota; Fungi; Glomeromycota; Glomeromycetes; Glomerales; Glomeraceae
Source: the annotation of a GenBank genome assembly